This is a messenger RNA of Penicillium robsamsonii, 1209 nucleotides long. RefSeq names its product putative pantetheine-phosphate adenylyltransferase. Bases 1 to 1209 code for a protein of 402 amino acids. Gene Ontology annotation, molecular function: dephospho-CoA kinase activity. The transcript has a single exon. Lineage: Eukaryota; Fungi; Ascomycota; Eurotiomycetes; Eurotiales; Aspergillaceae. The record is from RefSeq and is a predicted model, not a curated record. Gene Ontology annotation, biological process: coenzyme A biosynthetic process.
AUGGGUUCCGAUACCAAUUCACCCUCGGCUUUACUACUUCUUCCCCCGCCUCCAGCCUUUUCUUUUACCAAAGUCAAAGAUGCCUUUGAGCCAUCCUUAGUGGAUGUUUUCACCAAGCUCUCAAAUGCCUUGGCUGGAUCCAAGCGUACAGCUCUACUGGAUAUUGCUUUGGCCAUUCCAGAUCUUCUUUCCCCGAGCUGCCAACCUCGGGCCAAAGUGUUUGCACAACUCCAACAUUAUAUGACCAGCGUCUAUACCCUGGUUGUUGCUGUCUGUGCAACACAAAACAUUGAAUUGGACUCUCCAGGUGGCAUUGAUACCCGGGUGGUAUUUAUCGAUGCAAGUGAGAACACCUCAGCCAUCCAAGCCUCUGAUAGUUCUCGCUUUGGGCCCAUUCUGGACAUCCAAUCACUAGCAAAUUCAAGACGUCUUUGGGAUUAUGUUUUCUACCUGUCCAACACAACCGGCCAAAUUUUGGCUAAUUCCUUCACCAACAGUGUUGGGAGCCAGUCCCGGGACGGCACGGCGGCAAGCAUGCAAGCCAUCACAAGCAAGCCUGACUGGGCGAUCCCUGCCCGCCUGUUAAUUCCUGACGACCAACAUCCAUCCACUCCACACUAUUCGGUGGUUGUUGGUGGCACAUUUGAUCACCUUCAUGUUGGUCACAAACUUCUGCUCACAGCAGUUGCAUUGGUCCUAGAACCGCUGGACCGAGAGCACGAAGGCCGCCUGACCAUCGGAGUGACCGGGGAUGCGCUGUUGGUUAAUAAAAAAUACGCCGAAUUUCUCGAGAGUUGGGAAGCGCGUUGGCAGAGUACUGCGGCUUUUCUGACGGCCAUUAUGGAUUUCUCGCCUGGAAAGAAGUCACCGCAGAUUGAACGUGCCUUUGCGCCAGGUCCCAAUGGCAAGACUGUCCUUGUAAGGAUCCAACCCAACUUGGCAUUUGAAUUUGUGGAGAUCUCUGAUCCAUUUGGGCCCACGAUUACCGAGGAGAACCUUGGAGCAAUCGUUGUCUCGAAGGAGACACACUCAGGAGGGGCAGCUGUCAACGAAGAGCGGGUGAAGAAGGGAUGGAAAGGUCUGGCCGUAUUCGAGGUGGAUGUACUCCAGUCUGGAGAAGCAACCACGACCACUGAUGUUGAGGGCUUCGAAUCCAAAAUCAGCAGCACGGAUAUCAGACGGCGCCGAGUCCAUCUCGCAAAGGUCUAA